UGAACUUAACUGUCACCAAUAAAACCGUGAACAAUGUUCACGAUCAGAGUCAUGUGACUUCGGAAAUGAUCACUAGUAACACAACUGCUCCGAUCACACUGCUGAGCAUGGGUCGUAUAACUAGCGAAAAAAUCGUAAAUGCAUCUCAAACCAUACCAGCUGAA
Molecule: messenger RNA, 164 nt
Organism: Funneliformis geosporum
Lineage: Eukaryota; Fungi; Glomeromycota; Glomeromycetes; Glomerales; Glomeraceae
Source: the annotation of a GenBank genome assembly